GGAGGCUGCGCCUUUGCGAUUCAGUCGUCUCACAUACAGCCUCUUCGUUGGCAACCAUCCUACCCAAGCCUGAUAAGAGACGGUAUUGCAACUAUGACUUGGGAUCUUGUCACGCUGAAUUCCGGUUACGUUAUGCCGAGCAUUGCUUAUGGUACAUGGACCCUUGGGAACGGGCAGGGUCCCAUCGACCAGAUCGCGCAAGCUUUCGACACGCAAUACUACCACAUUGACACCGCUCAGGGGUACAGAAAUGAGGGUGAAGUGGGCAUCGCUCUUCAUGAAAGCGGUCUGUCGCGCGGAGAUGUAUUCAUAACGACUAAAUACUCUGGCUUCGACGGGCUGGAUAUUCCGACUGCGAUCAGAAACAGCGUCAACAACAUCGGAACGCCUUACGUAGACCUAUACCUGAUUCAUAACCCACGCCUCGCGGUACCGGACAUCCCAACAGCGUGGGCAGAAAUGGAGAAGGUGGCGGAGGAUGGACUGGCAAAGAGUAUUGGUGUGAGUAACUUUGGUGUGCAAGAUUUGGAAAUUCUGUUGGCGUCUGCGAAAAUCAAACCUGCUGUAAACCAGAUCCUUCUCCAUCCCUAUGUUUACUUGCAACAGGCGCCUAUAGUGGAGUAUGCCGCUGAACAUGACAUUGUCAUUGAGGCGUACAGCGCCCUCCGACCACUCACCAAGGAACCCAGUGGCCCGUUAGACGCUCCACUGAACGAGAUCGCCACUCGACUUGGGGCAACUACAGAUCAAGUGCUUCUCGCUUGGACAAAGGCUAAAGGCGCCGUUAUCGUCACAACCAGCUCCAAGAAAACACGUUUAGAAGGCUAUCAAGAUGCAGGCGAUAUUGGUGAGUGCCAUCUUGAGGAAUGAUUUGGUAUGUCAGUGACUUUACAUGUUUCCAUGACAGAGCUUUCAAAAGAGGACAUUGCUGCAAUUGAUGCUGCUGGAGCAUUGGGCGAAAAGCGGAUCACCGUUAGAAUAGGGCUGCGGAAGUUUGGUGUUGGAGUUCUAGUUGGAGUUGCGGUGUUGGGCCUUUGCAGUUAUUUUAGAAUUAAGAUUGAUAAAUCGUCGUAGGAUAUAUUAUUAUGUUCGAUCGCUCGUUAGGACAUUUUAACACAGACCUGGUCCUGCCAAUGAGUCGAGCACUGAAAGGCUGACAGAUGAUUGUGAGCUCGAUGAUCUGAACAUACAUUUCAUCAAAAGAUACAUAGGCGCUUUCCAGGGGUUUCCAGGUUGACAUGGACUGCCAUGGCCACACUCUGUGAUGUACGACACACUUACUUGCAUGAUGCGUGUGCGUGUGGUCAUGGAGUCGGCACCGUAAAGUUUGCAUGCAAC
Molecule: messenger RNA, 1338 nt
Organism: Suillus plorans
Lineage: Eukaryota; Fungi; Basidiomycota; Agaricomycetes; Boletales; Suillaceae
Product: NADP-dependent oxidoreductase domain-containing protein
Exons: 8
Coding region: 94-870 (258 amino acids)
Molecular function (GO): oxidoreductase activity, acting on NAD(P)H as acceptor
Source: RefSeq, a predicted model, not a curated record